AUGCCAUCCAUCUCAGACAUUCAGGCAGCUGUCAUUAACACAAGCAGCGCGCGGUCGACCAGAGACGUGACUUUCGGGACCUGGACCCUCUUGAAAACGAUGCCCAUUUUGGAACGCCGUCGACCAGGCCAGCGGCGGCCUGAAAGAAGAGUAGUGGACGACGACGACGAUGUCCCGGGAAGCGACCUCCCCGAAUACGAGACCCUCGCCUGUCCCCUCUCGGCGGAGGCUAAGCGUGCCAUCGCGGACCUCUCGAACAGCCGUGAUGUUCACCGCUAUCAGAACCACGUAAAGACCUCCAUACGACACCUUGGCUUCUCCGUCGUCGGCAUCAACGACGCCAUCCGUACCCGCCACGAGACCCUGAAGCGUUUUGCCGAGAAGCGUGCCGAGUCCAACGAUCUCGAAAGCCAGGAGAAGUCACAGCGCGAGCUCGACGUUGAAGCCCAUACCGCGGCCCUCGAAGAAGAGAUUCCACGUCUUACGGCCGAGGCUGAGGCCGCCCUUCGUGACCUCAUCGACAGGCAAAUCGAACUCGACGACGAGAAGGCCGCCUUGACGGAUACGGUGUCGUACUUCCAGGCCCUCCCCGAGCAAGCGCCGCGACAGCGCAGACGUCCAUGUGCGGUAGCCAAUGCCGACGACUCAAAUGCAGAGGAGGAUGGCGAUGCCGUGGACGACCUGCUCCCGCCGCCGGACCAGUCCGUCAUCGACAUUCUCCGCCAGAACCGCGCAGACAAGGCCCGCGAAUACCAGCGCCAAAGCGCAUACCAACGCUAUGCGCUAAACAAUGACUACGCUGCCUUCAAGAAGCUCUGGCACGAUGCCGUGCACGGCGACACGGAGAUGCCUCUACCUAACGCCAAGCACUGGUUCGACAACGCCGGGAACCCCGUCAUGCCAAUGCGCCGCAGCCCCGCGAAUACUGGGGAUGAACCCGGUGCUCAAGCGGCCGACCAGAGCGACGAGGACAUAGUUAUCGCUGGCGAGGUCAGGGAUUAUAGGUGCCCGCUAUCGAUGCAGCUGUUUGAGAACCCGGUCAGCAACAACGAACUGGGUCUCGACGACCUGUAUGAUGACCCGGUGAUUCUGCGCAAGAUGAAGCGUGCCCUGGAAGAACAGCGACGCCUCGACGAGGAAGCGGCCGAGGAGAGCAGCUCCGACGUCGAAGAUGAGGACGAACCUCGCCCGGUCAAGCGUGAGGCUCGCUCCAAGAGUCACAAGCGCAAGGUUGAAGAGAUUGACGACGAGUGA
Colletotrichum higginsianum IMI 349063 is the source of this 1254-nucleotide messenger RNA. Its product is annotated as E3 SUMO-protein ligase nse2. Lineage: Eukaryota; Fungi; Ascomycota; Sordariomycetes; Glomerellales; Glomerellaceae. Gene Ontology annotation, molecular function: SUMO ligase activity. Gene Ontology annotation, biological process: double-strand break repair via homologous recombination; protein sumoylation. The record is from RefSeq and is a predicted model, not a curated record. The transcript has 2 exons. Bases 1 to 1254 code for a protein of 417 amino acids. Gene Ontology annotation, cellular component: nucleus; Smc5-Smc6 complex.